AUGUCUUCCUUUUACUUCAUUCUCCUUGGACUGAGUUUCUGCUUUCGUAAUCCUAGCUCUUCAGUUGCUAGUUAUCAUGAAAUCCCACACAGAAACUUGGCUGACUCCUUUUGUCCAUUGAGUUUCAGAGUUCUCAGGAAAGUUUUCGAUAGCUCUAAACUUGCAUUUCUAGAUGUUCCAACAAAGUGUGUAACCAUCCUUCAAGGUAUUCGUUUGGUUCGAUCGAACUAUCUUCGAAUCACUGGAAACUUUUCUCCUCAUCCGAAUUCCUCAGAGGACUGUUGGGAUGGGUAUCAGAAGUUAGUUGAUGAAUCCAUACCCGGUUUUAAUAUUCGUUCAACUUGUGGAUAUAAUACCGGGUUGAUAUCAGAAAGUUGCAAGAACAUCACUACUGGAUAUCAGUUUGAGGGCCUUAUAUCUGAUUCCAAGUUGCAGGAUAUUAGGCUUCUUUGCAAUCGUUCUUUGGAUGAUGAUUCUUCAUGCAUACCAUGUCAAGCUAGUUUAUCAAGCAUUUAUCAGUCUUACUUUCAUGGCACUGAUAUAGACAAUGCUUCAGAUUGUUCCGGGUACCCUUUCAUAUACGCUGGGGCUUUGGCUAAUCAAUACGGACCAACUGCUUCAGGUACUGCAAAGUGUUUGUUCUCACUUGAUUUAACUUCAAGUAAUGCAACCAGUCGGAAUCAGAGAACUAUUCUUUGUGCGGUUACUGUAGGUGCUGGUUUUGGCUUGUUCAUGACAGCUGUGGUGGUUUGGUUUAUUUGGAGAAGGAGAAAGAAAUGGAAGAGAAGACAGAAUAAUGUUGCCCCAAUCGAGACAGGUUCAGGUUUUGGAAUAGAAACGAUUAGUGGAGAUAGCACUUUGGUUAAGUUCACAUUCGAAGAAAUCAAAAGGGCUACAAAGAAUUUCUCGAGGGAGAAUAUUGUAGGGAAGGGAGGAUACGGGAAUGUUUAUAAGGGUAUACUAGAAGAUGGAUCGGAAGUUGCACUGAAAAGGUUCAAAAACUGCUCUGCUGCUGGAGAUGCAACUUUUGCACAUGAAGUGGAGGUUAUUGCUAGUAUUAGUCAUGUCAAUCUUGUUGCUUUCAGAGGCUAUUGCACUGCAACGGUUCCUAUGGAAGGUCACCAGAGAAUAAUUGUGUGCGAUUUGGUGCAUAAUGGAAGCCUAUAUGACCAUCUUUUUGGAUCAGGGGUGAAGAAGCUUAGUUGGCCUAUUCGUCAGAAAAUCGCCAUUGGAGUGGCACGCGGAUUGGCCUACCUCCACUAUGGAGCACAGCCUGUAAUCAUACAUAGAGACGUUAAGGCUAGCAACAUACUUUUGGAUGAUACAUUUGAGCCACAACUGGCAGAUUUUGGCCUUGCAAAGUUCAUUCCCGACGGAUUGUCUCAUAUGAGCACCAGGGCAGCAGGAACGCUAGGCUAUGUUGCCCCAGAGUAUGCUUUAUAUGGGCAACUAACUGAGAGAAGUGAUGUUUAUGGCUUUGGCGUUGUCCUGCUUGAGCUUUUAAGUGGGAAGAAAGCACUUAUUUCCAUUGAUGAUCAUCACACUUUGCUUUUGACUGACUGGGCUUGGUCAUUGGUAGAGGAAGGUAGAGUAUUCGAUGUUAUUGAUGAAAACAUGCCUGAGUUAGGCCCUCCUGAAGUUAUGGAGAGAUAUGUUCUGGUAGCAGUUCUUUCUUCUCAUUCACAGUUAUAUGCUAGGCCAACAAUGGACCAGAUUGUGAGGAUAUUGGAAUCUGAUUUUCCACUCCACUCCAUUCCAAAACUUCCCUUUUCUCUUCCAACAGAUACAGAUGAUGGAGAAAAAUCAGCCAACUUUAGUCAAUUGGACAGCAUGUCCAGCACCAGUGCUGAACAGCCAUGUGACUGUAAGAGUGAUCAGCCCAUUCUAGAUCAUUGGGAAAUUGAGAGAAGUUUCACAUUUAAGACAUGUAAUGUAGAUAAUUUAACAUUCUGA
Messenger RNA from Theobroma cacao (cacao), 1953 nucleotides. The record is from RefSeq and is a predicted model, not a curated record. NCBI's taxonomy places the organism in Eukaryota, Viridiplantae, Streptophyta, Magnoliopsida, Malvales, Malvaceae.